Alligator mississippiensis (American alligator) is the source of this 898-nucleotide messenger RNA. RefSeq names its product histone H3. The transcript has a single exon. Gene Ontology annotation, cellular component: nucleosome. Gene Ontology annotation, molecular function: protein heterodimerization activity; DNA binding; structural constituent of chromatin. The record is from RefSeq and is a predicted model, not a curated record. The coding region runs from base 377 to 787 and encodes 136 amino acids. NCBI's taxonomy places the organism in Eukaryota, Metazoa, Chordata, Crocodylia, Alligatoridae.
CUAGUUCACUUUGUAUAUGCUAGGACACCUGUAAAAGUAUCUCUUCCAGGGCUAAAGUGCCAAAAAAUAUAAGGUGAGGUUGGAGAUGGAGUAUGAUCAAAAAAACCUUGCUUGUCUGUUUUAAACUACGUGAGGGAGGUAAAAAACAUUUAAAGCCUCUAACUUUGAGGGGAACUGGGGGAGAGACUGAACGAGUAGUCGGAGCUGACUCCUUUGUGUUCAGGGCGGGAAUUCUACUUUCAAAUUAUCCAAUGAGAGUGAACAACUUAAUAUCGGCCAAUCAGAUGGAAGACUUUAGCUAUAAAUAACCCCAGAUGAGCGGCGCGCCAGCACUGCAGCUCGUUGUGUUGUCAGAAAAACUUUGUUGGUUUUGAGAAUGGCCCGCACGAAGCAGACUGCGCGCAAGUCGACCGGUGGCAAAGCGCCCCGCAAGCAGCUGGCGACCAAGGCGGCCCGCAAGAGCGCGCCCGCCACGGGCGGCGUGAAGAAGCCGCACCGCUACCGGCCCGGCACCGUGGCGCUGCGCGAGAUCCGGCGCUACCAGAAGUCGACAGAGCUGCUGAUCCGCAAGCUGCCUUUCCAGCGCCUGGUGCGCGAGAUCGCGCAGGACUUCAAGACGGACCUGCGCUUCCAGAGCUCGGCCGUCAUGGCGCUGCAGGAGGCCAGCGAGGCCUACCUGGUGGGGCUUUUCGAGGACACCAACCUGUGCGCCAUCCACGCCAAGCGCGUCACCAUCAUGCCCAAGGACAUCCAGCUGGCCCGCCGCAUCCGCGGCGAGAGGGCCUAGAGACUCUGGGAAGGCUGCAUUCAUUCCACGUAACUGCCGAAAACCUAAAGGCUCUUUUAAGAGCCACCACAGUCUCGAUAAAAUGAGCUGUUGGUUGCUUGACUGCCUUAA